Penicillium egyptiacum is the source of this 8517-nucleotide messenger RNA. The record is from the annotation of a GenBank genome assembly. NCBI's taxonomy places the organism in Eukaryota, Fungi, Ascomycota, Eurotiomycetes, Eurotiales, Aspergillaceae.
AUGGUAGAAUCACUCCCAGUCAGGCCACAUCCUCUUGGCUGGGAUGCCAUGAAAGAGCAUUGGUGGCAAUUUGUAUUCAUUGGAGUGUUGCUAUUCACAGUCACCACUGGCUCUUUGUCAAUCGUAUAUUCUGGGGUAAAGAGACUUAUCAAAUACUAUAAGGGAAAGCCCGCGAGCUUCGGAGUCUAUCUGGGAAGCUUCGAAAGCCCACCUACUGCCUCUCAAGAAAGGCUUUUGCAAGAAUGGGACGUCUUGAUUGCGGAUCCCUUCCAGGCAGGUGUCGCCAAAGCUAUUUCCAGACACGAGCGCAGCCAAGUGCUAGGACGUGUUGAUUUGGAGAAAUUCCUUCCCCCAAAGCCAUCCGCCUUGGCCGUUAUCGAAAAGAUCGAGGAAUUGCUCGCAAGUGGAUUUCAUGAUACCGCAUUUUCUGGUGUCCUCCUCGCGAACUGGGAAGAUGUGCUCGGUCCUACCGCUCGAAGAAAGCUCCUCGAGACCAUCAGCAGCCUCGGCCUGGCAGUCUAUCUCGAGUCGGAGCCACCGCAUUUCUUGAAGGAUCGGAAGGCCGUGCAGAGCGAUGCCGUGUCGGGCCUAGUCAUUCGCAAUGCUAGCAUCAUGCCUCAAGGCGAAAAACGGGAUUAUUUCCAAAUGGCCGAACUACAAGCAACAAUCAAGGCAUUCGUUUCUGAGUCUUGCAUGAGAGACUUCGUCGUAAUGGCCUGGGAAACUGUUGACGAUAAUGUCACUGUUUGCAACGCCAUAGUCCGCAGAUCUAUCCAAUGGUGCGGCUUUUACAGCGCAAUUACCUGGAUCGGCCCCGAAGCUGCUCUUCGCGAUGCAGAUCUUAACCUCACGACUCUCGAACCUCUUCCCGCGUUUGGUUGGCUGAAGGAAGCGGAAAUGAUGAAGGCCCACGACACCUGGCGUACUAACCUGAACAUAUUGCCUUCCCCGGAUGACAAGGCUGGCUGGGACAUUCUCAAGCCACUUUUCCCUGAUAUUGAUGCGCUACUGGACUCAUCAGAAUACGACUCCAACGCCCCCGAUAGCCCGACUGCUCGACUGCGUGAUCCUCCAGAAUGGGUCGCACAGGUCAAGUCACAAGGCAGUCCUCUCUCUAUCUCCAUGUCAGGGAUGGCCUACAAUUCGCUUGGUUGCUUCCCUCUGGGUUCUGACUCGACUCCACUGGCCUUCGCAGAAAUUGUGCAAUCUCAACAACGUCUUAAGUCGCUCAACCUUCUUCAUCCUGUCCCAACAACCAAAAUCCAAAGCAUUGGACUCCUUCUGCGUCAAUUCUACGAUUCUCUGGAUCUUUCUGAAGAUGACGAUCAUUUGGCCAACACAAUCAAGGAGCUUGCGGACUGGGCGUCCAACGAUAUGUUGCACGUGAAUCUUUGUCUGGACUCCGGUCUGCGCAAGAGCUCUGAUCUCCGUUUUUGGGCCGUUUUCGAUAUGGAACAUGAUGGUAUCGAGAUUUAUGUCUCCAAGAAUGCACAAGGCCUGGCUGGAACUGUUCUCCACACCUUCCUCUCGGCAAAGGGAUUUCCCCGCCAUGUUUGCUUCGAGGCUGAGGCAGCCUUCGCGACCUGGUCUCAGAAUGUGUCCCACGAUACUGGCCUUCCCCGUCGAUUGAUUCAAGAUAUCGAUGUUCUCAGCCCUGAAGAGCGCCUGCUUCUCUUGCAGCACCUCUCUCUGACCGAUUCACAUAGCGAGCUAUCUGAGGUCAUCUGCACGUACAUUCGCAAGCAACUGGUCGAUGCCCCUUCCUUUGCUCAGUUGAAAGCGCUGAACACGGUUGGGUAUCUCGAGAAGUCUACCUCCGCCGAGGAUCUGAUCAGGUCUCGUAUCAACUGGUACACGGAACAAGGAUGCAAAUACCCAUCUCUUGAUGUCUGUCUUAAUCUUUUCAAUCAGGCCGACAGUGUACUCUCCGAUGUUUUGAGGUAUCGCCGCGAGAAUGACCUUGCCGCCAUUACUAGUGGUCUCUGCGCGCUGCUACAAGGUGGCUCCAUUGACGCAUAUGUGGAUAUGAUGGCUCUUGCGCUUUUCUGCGCCGCAAGACGGGGAGCCUUCGAUGAGAUUUACGCAGAAGUUACUGAUCGGAAUCCCCUAUUUAACAACCAUACCGAUCAGGCUGCCGCCUUCGCAGAGUCAUUUGCCCUGGGAUCGCGAUGUGAGGCUUACUUCGACGUGGCCCCCAGCGUUUUUGGAAAGCUGCUAUCCGACCGGUUCAGAGCUUAUUACGGAGAACACCAGCCGCCGAACUGGGUGAAUGGUGCUCCGGAGCUCGCUACAUCCUACGCCGGAGCUCAGAUUGAUGUCAAUCCUGAUGAGCAGCCUAAGACUAUGCCUGGAUACCAGCGAUUUACAUUCUUGAGUGUUUUCGCCAUUCCAGCUCUGAUUGAUAUUAUCUUGCUUACCAUGGUUGGCCGUGGGCUCUAUCUCUCUGCUGCCAUGUCUCGCGAUGAACAGGACAGUGCAACUAUGGCGCUGAUGAUCUCUCUGCUGCUUUCCGGUGCAAUUGGUACCUGGAUUGCAUGUGGUGGCCCUUACUACCUCAUUUCGAUGGCCUUCGCAGCAGCGAACAUGUUCGUUCUCAUCCGCCUAAUCGCCGGUAUCGCCUUCACUGUGGCAGGUGGCUUGAUCGGCUUUGUUGCCAUUUCAGGUGUUCGAGGCCCUCGCGCUGGUAUCAUCUUCUACCUCUACCUGAUCGCUCUGACAAUCUACUUCUCGACUUUCGCCUCGCUUGCAAGCUUCAGUUACCCCGGCUCGACCUUUUUGUCUGGUCGCAAGUCAAUUAUUAUGUGCCUUCCGAUCCUCUUCUUGUCGCCGAUCAUCACGGCCUGGACUGGCAACGACUCGGCUGUCUAUCUCACUGUUGUCUAUGUCUUUAUCGGUGUGCUCCUGCUCUCCCUUCGUUCGGUCACCUCCAAAUGGGUCACUUGGUACCAAUCCGUGCGACGUACCGAUGAUACUGAGAUCCGCAAGUGGUAUAUAUCUGCCCAUGGAAAUGAUGAUGAGAAAGUGUUCGCGAACAUGAGUGACCCGGCUGCCCUCAAGCUGGCGAGAGAAGCCCUAUCGAAGGACGUAUUGGCUGAGACAAAGCGUGGCAUUUUCUCAAAAGCAUCUAAAGAUAAAAUGGUCGUUGAGCUUGCCCGGGACUGGGAGUCUACCAAUUUCCUCCUCGACUGGUACUGUCGCUAUGCAGAUGUUCCGAGGCCGAUUCCGUUCAGUUCUGGUUGGAACAUCCAAACCAAGGUCGCACUUGACACCCUGCGCAACUCCCAGAAAGGUCUUCGUCUGCACAAUGCAUUCGUUCACUGGCGUCAAUCAAGCAAAGAGAUGGGAUGUGGUGUUCUCUACUUUGUGAUUGCGCUUCUCGAUAAAUGGGCACAACUGUUGAGUGGCGAUCGCCUUCUUGGUUACCUCCCUGAGGAUGCUAAUCGAAUGGCUGAGGUGAACGAUGCUAAUCGUAUGGCUGUUGGCUUUGCCCUUGCCUACUAUCUGAUUGGAGCGGUACUCAUUGAUACCAAAGCUCAGGAGCUCCAUGAUGCUCUUGGUAGCAAAGCCCCUCUUUCCGUCAGAUCUGCGAAAGACAUUCGCCUCGCACAGAAACAAGAGGUACAACUCCGGCGCAAGGUAUACUGGCGAGUCCUUUUCAGGUUCCUCUUAUGGCAUGUCUGGAGUCUUGCACUUGCUACUGCUCUCAUUUGGACUUUUCAAUCUUCGAUUGAAGGCAUGAUUGUUUUCUUCUCCUACGUUCUCGCCUACACUGGUUUGAUCUGGUACCAAUACACGAAGAUCUUCACGGGCCCUCAUGCGCUGAAGCCUCUCAUAAUUGGUAUCUGUAUCGGAUUGCCAGUGGGUAUCGCGCUCAAAGUCUGUCGGCCGGAUUCCCUGUAUUCGCAGAUCAUUGGACUCGGAUCUGCCACCUGGACCGUUGCCAUCCUGUCGAUCUGGAAUGCCAAAAUGGGUAUGCCGAACAAAGUGGACUCCCCGGUGGAACUUGGACGCACCUUCCAUGCGUUUACGACCCCCUGGUCGGACCCGGAAUGGUCCCAGCAAGAGCUUCAGACUUUCUUCGAAAGCUAUUCGCUGCUUCCUUCCGAUUCCCGAUUCCAGCUCAAUCCUGGUGUCCAUCCCGGUGUCGAAAUCAAGAGUGCCAUGUUGUCUCGCAGAGAAGAACUUAGGAUCGAAGAGGCGUUCCCUUGCUCCAAGGAUAUUGUCAACACUGCGAUCACAUCUUGGGAGAAGGGCGACAUUGUCAUUGAGCUUGUCUCUUCUGGUUCUCUCGGUCCCGGCAUUCGAGCUCUGAGCUGCAGUACCGGAAACCAGCUAAAGUUGGCCAUUACCGUGGGAGGGCUCCUAGACGAGCGUAUCGAUAUCAGCGCAAAUUGUCGGAUCAUUGCUGAAACAUUGCUUCAUGCUGUCACAGAGCUUAUGAUGGGUGUUCCUCAUGAAUACGCAUCAUUGGCAGGAUCGAUUGUCUCCGGUGGAGUAACUCACACAAUGGCUCGACAGCUUCGUGAGGAGGCCAACACAACUACGAUCGUACGCUGGGCUAAGAAGGAACUCCUUCGGCAGCUUUGCCUUGGUUUCGAGCCUGAUCUCCAUUGGGACAAGCUGCCAACCGAAGUUCGGGAUGUGCUGCUGAAGCGUUGCCUGGGUGAACAAUGCAGCCUCUCCAAUAGCCAACGUCAAUGGCUCCAACAAAACCUUUGCACAUUCGACACUGAUGACCUCAAUAUCCAUGUUGCCCGUUGCAACCUUGGAGCAGCCACCGCAGUUAGCGUUCUGGAUUAUGCUCACUGGGGAACUGGAGAAACUGCUCUUCCCAAAGAGCCCGAGACUUCGAAGUACAUCUCCUACAUACCUCGGAAGCUCCCGAUUGCAUUGUCGCUAGUCCGAUCACCAGCUAGCUACAUUUACCACAAGCUGGGCUCAAUGGUCAAGUUCUUUGUGGUGGCUUUGGUCGCGGACCCGGAAUUCCAGAGAGAGUUCAAUCACGUCACCCAGCCCCUUCCGACCGUUGUCCGUGUGCCAAUCGUCUUCUUAUUGAAUAUGGUCUGGGUGUAUUCCAAGAUCGUUCAAGAUUUGGGCUUGUCAUUCUUUCUCUUCCAUGGCCGCAAGAACGUCAAGCGGCUGUGGGAAGAGACCAAGGGAAUGACGAUCCAUAUCAAGAAGAGCCGGGUCAUUGUCCAGAGUCUGGACGGCACCUUUACAACCUUCAGGCACCACGAGAUUGAUGGCGGUUUCAAGAUCUACCACUACGCUGGUGAGCAUAAGACCGAGCCCAAGGAGGUCAAAUCCUUGAAGUACGUCAGCACCUAUACGGGUGACAUGUUGCUUCUGGUCAAACAGGAGUUCAAGGACGGCAAAGUGAUCAACGAAUACCACUACGACUACCGAGCCCCGACUAAGAAGGGCUUCAAACUUAGCAAAUCAUCAAACCGCAUUCCACUGGGCCGACGCUGCGUGUCAGGAGCAAACCAUCUGCAAAGCGUGCAGUAUAACCGCAAGGGUCUUAUCGAAUCGGGCUCCUACAUGAAGGAUGGCAAUCUUAUCCGCUUCAAGUACCACUAUCGCAAGAACCCCCGCUUCGGUGAUGAGUUGCUGCGAGCCGAGUUUGUAUUAUCCCACAUCAGCUGUACGGUGUCUUGGUGUGCGCCUCCGCGCCGCCAUCCCGAGAAGGUUGAGCGCUGGAUUCCUCACUCCAAGGUCACCGAGGCCAGCUUUGUCCAGGGCGCCGAUGUCUAUGAAAGUCGUUGGCUGUACGACCACAAGUUCCAUCCCACCAUCUUCACCACCAUCAACGGCCAGAAGAUGCAGACUCCGCCCAUGAUUGAGCAUGAUUAUCUGGGUGUACUGUCCAAGCCGAAGUGUACCAGCUUUGUGCAUGAUAAUCCCUUUGUCUACUGCGACAGUCUCCAGUCAAACCUUCUUACGCGGGCGCUGGGCCUCACCAAGAAACGCUUUGUUGUGUCAACUUCUCAGGCUCGCUCCUUGAUGUGGAAGGCGUGGAAAGAUCGUGCUGACUUCGAUGCAAUUAUUGUUCGCUGGAUGGACGACCGUAUUCUGCGCAGAGAUAAGGUGCUUACCCCUUACUGGCGCAGCCGUGACUGGGGCAAUCUGGCAUCUGCAAAGAAGUAUAUGGAUCUCCGCGCUGAUGCGAUCAUGGCCAGUGCAGAUCUGGACGACAACAUCUCCAGCUGGACCCCACUUGCUGUGAAGCUCACCGAUCUGCUCAACUUUGGCUCUGGGGGUGACUCUGUUGUUAACACCCGCUCCAAAAACUUUGGCACUGAUACCGACAAGACGCUCCAUGUGAUGGCGGCAGACAACGGUACCUGGCCCAAUGAAGGUGGCGGUGUCUCUGCCUGUCGACGAGACAUGAUCAACUCCCUGCGCACCAUUAAAUGGCACAUGAUCUGCGAGUCUGCGAACGAUUUUGGUCUCCCCAAGCAUCAAACUGAACAGAACAUCCAGUCUCUCAAGCUCAUCCCGCUUUGGGGUAUGGACUUCCUCACUCCAACUCACGGUUUGUUCCAUAACAAGCUGGAUGCUGAGGUGGACAAUGUUACAUCCGCGAGCGAGUUCGACAUCAAGAUGAACUUCAUUCCGAUUCUGACAGCUUUGGUUAAGGGUGCCCGUGCAGUUAAUCUCUCCAAGUCUGAUAUCCACCAGGCGACUCGGGCACUUGUGAACCUGAACACAUACUUCCAAGAAUCUCGUCAUUGGACUCAGGUGUGGAACAGUGAAAUGGUGAAGCAGAGCUGGCGCGAUUUGUGGCUUAGCCAGGAAAUGUCAAACACCAUCCCGUCAUCCGAGUGGUUUGACACUGAGCUUCCUACAUUGGCAUCUCUCGAUGUCGCCCUGGAGCUCUGGUACCGCUAUCUCUUCAUCUUCUCAAUCCCGGUUCCUGAAAAGAUUCCUUCAACCUUCCAAGCCUCACAUCACAGUGUCAGUGCCUCUUACGGUGUUGUAUGCAAGAUCAAGCGCAACUGUACCUUGCAGAUUUGGGACCACGCCAUCGCUUGGCGUGAAACCAAUCUCUGCCUGUCGUCUGCCCUGUGCAAGCUCUCGCCAUUUGUUCGAAACGCACUUCUUGGAUUGAUGAGAAUUACCUCCGUCUUGACCCUUCACCACGCAGACAUCAUCCUUCCCUGUGCAGACUUCUUCAACCCCGGUUGGGAGGUCGAGAUUGGUACCUGCCAGGGCACGAUUGAGCACCGAAACACUUUCCGCCGAAAGAUCGAUCCUGUCGUCAACGGUAUCACUGACAUGCAGAAGUUUUCUCCAGUAAAGGAAAUCAAAUCCGAGCGUCCGACUGUGACCAUGUUGUCCCACGUUUGGUAUGCCAAGGACAUCAAGACUGCCCUUCUCGCUGCGGAUAUCAUCAUCAACCAGUGGAAGUUCGACGAGUACCAUCUGGACAUCUAUGGUGCCAUUGAUAAAGCCCCGACAUACUCUACCGAGUGUCAAGAGAUCAUCGCAUCAAAGGGUCUUCGUGGUAGAGUCACACUCCGUGGAACUGCCGACCCCAUGAAGGUCCUGGAGAACACAUGGCUUUUCCUAAACUCGUCUCUGUCUGAAGGUCUCCCUCUCGCUCUAGGAGAGGCUGCUCUGACUGGAGCCCCCGUCGUCUGCACAGACGUUGGCGCUUCCCUCCGAGUACUCAGCGACCCAGAUGACUUCUCCCGCUUCAGUGCCGUCGUCGCACCAAAUGACGCACUCGCCCUAGCAAAGGCCCAAAUUGGCAUGCUUGCCAUGCUCGGCGAAUGGAGCAAACACAGCGACGACACGUCGCCCGCGCCAGUCCUGACCUCCUCCCCCACACCCGAGGAAGUAACAGCCAUCACCCGCCGCAUGUACGAAAAGAGCGAGCACCGUCGCAAACUCGGCAUGAUGACCCGCAAGAUUGUUCAGAAGUCCUUCAGCGGCGACCGGUACCUCCGAGAGCACGAGCAGAUGUUGUGGAUUGGCAAGUCCGCCAAAAUGAUGGCCAGCCGCGCUGCUGGUGACCCGAUCGAGCCCGCCGACGUGGCAGCCGCCAUCGAGACUGGCGUCGAUGAAGAGAUUAUCACCAUUCCGCGCGGCGCUGUACACUCCUGGCGCUCAUCUGCCCAGUCCGGUAUCUCCACAAUCUACAGUUCUGCAUCCCAGGUUCCUGGUCGCGGCGGCCCCCGCCGUCCCGCGUCUGAUAUCUCGGCUAUAAGCAUGAGCAAUAUCUCCACGGAUACCGAGUCCUUCGCUCGUCUGCCUGUCUUUGCGCCGAGACCUACCGUGUUGUCAGGAUCAGGAUCACUCAUGUGGACCUCUAACCAUCGGUUAUCUGUGCUAAAUGCCCGUCCUCACUCUCGUGCUCAAUCCUACUCGCGCUCCGUCUCAACUGCCGGUCGGGAACAGCUGCGUGGCCUGCAGCGUGAAGACUUCCUUCCGUACCGAAACUCGGAUGUUAGUGUUGCCAACAGAGAUGACUUCAUUCGGGCGGGCGGGCUUUCUCCUAGUCACGCGUCUUGA